Molecule: messenger RNA, 3456 nt
Organism: Prosopis cineraria
Lineage: Eukaryota; Viridiplantae; Streptophyta; Magnoliopsida; Fabales; Fabaceae
Product: isoamylase 1, chloroplastic
Exons: 15
Coding region: 233-2347 (704 amino acids)
Biological process (GO): carbohydrate metabolic process
Molecular function (GO): hydrolase activity, hydrolyzing O-glycosyl compounds
Source: RefSeq, a predicted model, not a curated record
UGUCCAUAAUUAUGCCGAAGCCCGCAGCCCUCUUGUCUCAGCUAUGGAGUUUUACACCCAGAAAAGGAUAGGAGAUUGCCAUCGUAGAUUGUACACUGUACAUGCAUCCAUAAUCUAGUAUAUCAUCAUGCUAUCAGCUGACAAAGUCGCAAAUAUCUGAGAACCUCAUUUUCUGGGAUAUCAUCCCCACUCUCAAUCCCCAGUGAUCCACGUGAGAGCUCUUCCCACCGCCAUGGCCCUCACUCACUCUGUUCCUUCCUCCCUCUUCAAUGCCUCUCCUCCCUGCCUCUUCCCUCCCAAUUCCCACUUUCACUCCGCAUUUCUCUUCUCAUCCCCCAAGCGCAAGUGCUUUCCCUCCCUGCUUUCCCUCUCUGCUUCCGCCCCCAGGAUUUUCGUGGUGAAUGCCUGCGAUGAUCAAACUACGUUGGUCGACCCGCAGCCCCUCUCGGGUCGCUUCCACACAUCCAGAGGAUACCCCUUGCCGUUUGGGCCCACUCUUCGUGACGGUGGCGUUAAUUUUGCCAUUUAUUCUGCCAAUGCAACCUCCGUCACUCUCUGUUUGAUCACUCUCUCUGAUCUGCACCUUAAUAGGGUCACGGAGCACAUUCCUCUCGAUCCAUUGGUCAACAAGACUGGGGAUAUCUGGCAUGUAUUGCUGAAAGGCGAUUUCACAGAUAUGCUAUAUGGCUACAAACUUGGUGGACAGUUUUCUCCUGAAGAAGGACACUACUACGAUUCUUCUCGCAUAUUAUUGGAUCCUUAUGCAAAAGCAGUUAUAAGUAGAGCAGAGUUUGGUGCUUUAGGCCCUGAUGGUAAUUGCUGGCCUCAGAUGGCUGGUAUGAUUCCUUCUUCUUCUGAUGAGUUUGACUGGGAAGGAGAUUUACCUCUGAAAUAUCCACAAAAGGAUCUUAUUAUAUAUGAAAUGCAUGUGCGGGCCUUUACAAAGCAUGAGUCAAGCAGAACUGUAUUCCCUGGUACAUACCUUGGUGUAGUGGAGAAACUCGACCACCUGAAGGAACUUGGAGUCAAUUGUAUAGAAUUAAUGCCAUGUCAUGAGUUCAAUGAGUUGGAAUACUUCAGCUACAAUUCUUCACUUGGGGACUACAAGGUGAACUUUUGGGGCUAUUCAACGGUCAAUUACUUUUCACCAAUGAUUAGAUAUUCAUCUGCUGGUAUACAAAAUUGUGGCCGGGAUGGGAUCAAUGAAAUUAAGUUCCUUAUCAAAGAGGCACAUAAACGAGGAAUGGAGGUUGUAAUGGAUGUUGUUUUCAAUCACACAGCUGAAGGAAACGAGAAGGGUCCCAUAAUUUCUUUCCGAGGCAUUGACAAUAGUAUUUAUUACAUGCUCGCCCCCAAGGGGGAGUUCUAUAAUUAUUCAGGAUGUGGGAACACAUUCAAUUGCAACCAUCCUGUUGUACGGCAAUUUAUAGUGGACUGCUUAAGAUAUUGGGUAACAGAAAUGCAUGUAGAUGGUUUUCGCUUUGAUCUUGCUUCAAUUUUGACCAGAUGUAGCAGUCUCUGGGAUGGAGUUAAUGUUUUUGGUGCUCCGAUAGAUGCAGACUUGCUGACAACAGGAACUCCUCUUAGGAGCCCACCAUUGAUUGACCUUAUAAGCAAUGAUCCAAUACUUGGAAGAGUGAAGCUUAUAGCUGAAGCCUGGGAUACUGGUGGUUUGUACCAAGUCGGCACAUUCCCACACUGGGGUAUUUGGUCAGAAUGGAAUGGGAAGUACAGGGACACAGCGCGUCAAUUUAUCAAAGGUACAGAUGGCUUUGCUGGAGCAUUUGCAGAAUGCCUUUGUGGGAGUCCUAAUUUAUAUCAGGGAGGUGGAAGAAAACCAUGGAACAGUAUCAACUUUAUAUGUGCUCAUGAUGGGUUCACUUUAGCUGACUUGGUGACCUACAACAACAAGCAUAACUUACCCAAUGGAGAAAACAAUAAUGAUGGCGAAAAUCAUAACAAUAGUUGGAACUGUGGACAGGAGGGGGAAUUUGCCAAUGCUUCAGUGAGGAAAUUAAGAAAGAGACAAAUGCGCAAUUUCUUCCUUUCUCUCAUGGUUUCCCAGAGCAGUACAAUCCAGGAGAGCAAAAUAAGGGAAUUUCGCUGGAAGAAACAUGGAGAAGAGGAUAAUAAAAUGAUGUUGUGGGUGCUAGAACCGUUGCUGAAGAGUGGUUUGGUUAAUGAAUUUGUCUCUGCAACAACUGUUGCAGACAGCCCAGAAGAGAAGGAACCUGAAAUUAUUACAGCUCCUGAACCAUCAGAGGCAAUUCGGAAGGAAGUGGAUCUGGAAAAACAAGAAAGUCGUUUAGCUAACAAAACUGGAGUCAAUGGUGGAAGGGGCUUAUAGUAGACGAUGGGAUCAUUGUGUCCAUGGUGAGAGCAUGACUAUGAGUACAAACGGCAGCAGCAAUGAUGGGCUGCAGGGAAAGAUGAUGAUAAUGACGACAUAAACAGGAGUACCAAUUGGAUCUUGGAUUGACUAGGGUUAAUCUAAUGGGGAAGAAGCCCAAAAACAAUUUAACGCAGGGGACUUUGUUUGGCCUGUUAGAAUAUGCAAAUACAAGAUAUCAUAGAUUAGGAUACGCAUGGUUCCUCUGUGAUAGGUUAUAUAGGGUAGGCUAUGUUGAUAGGCUUUCAAUAAGUUAUAAUUAUCUAGGAUCAUGCUUUGUGUAUUAUAUCCCUCAGUUGAAAUAAUUCAUUAGACUUGCACUCUGAAUUAUUUUCUGUGAAAGAAUAUACACUCUGGAAUUGUUUUCCAUCAGGUAGAAAAAGUAAUGUGAACUUAAGCGACAGUGCCUGCUCAUAUAAUACAGAGAACCUUGAAGAAAUAUCCCACUGGAGGGAAUCCAGAAUUAAUUCCGUUCAACCGAACAUAUUUAGAUUACAUCACAAGAGUUUAUUUCCUUAAUUAGUUAACUAACUUGCCAGAUCAACUUUUUAAUAAUUUCCCAAAAUAGUUCCUAGCUGCCCUUACAGGCUACAUGUGCGGUCUUGUACAAUGUUUCCAAUCCCUUCAAAAGCGUUUUGACCUCGAGGUAGGAAUGCAGGUAACUUAUGUUGAAGCUCUAACCAUAUUCAGCAACCUAUACCAUAAUAUAAAGCCUAUUUUUAUCCUAGUUGAUAAGUUCGUUCCAUUCCAAAAUUGCCAAGGCUUCCUCAAGGAAACGACCAAUGGGAUAUGGUGCUGCGAUAGAAGCUUCAGUAUCCACACUCUAUUUUGAACUUCCACUCUUAGAUUCAACUAUAAUAUAUUCAGCUAGGAACCUUCACAUUUGUGAUUAUCUGUAUAUUUUUCAUUAUGACAUGCGUUAAGUAAUUUCUGUUGUUAGUUAUAUCUAUUUUAGUUCUUACACUUGAUUUCUAAUUUUUGUUAAACCCGCAAACUCGUCACUGCUUGCCUUCUUUGAAAAUGGCUUCUGGAUCACGAUUACUAUUUACUGACAUUUUUUAAAAAAA